CUCGCCCCCGCCUCGCCCCCGGCUCCCCGCGGCCGCUUGCUGCCGCGGUGGCGACGCGCCUGCCGACCGGCGCCAGCAGAUCCCGUGGGGCAGCCACAGCAGCUCGGUGGGGCUGCUGUGUGGAGAUUGCUUCGGAGCAGCAAGUGUGUGAGGGGGCACCAGCUAUCAGGCUGUUCCAGUGGCCCAGAAUGGCUUCUUCGGAGGAGCAAGGAGGUGUCCCCUGUGGUUUCAUCCGCCAGAAUUCCAGCAACUCCAUUUCCUUGGACUUUGAGCCCCAUGCAGAGUACCAGUUUGUGGAGCCAUUAGAAGAGCGCUACAGAUGUGCCUUCUGCCACUCAGUGCUCCACAACCCCCAGCAGACGGGCUGCGGGCACCGCUUCUGCCAGCACUGCAUCCUGUCCCUGAGAGAAUUAAAUGCAGUCCCACUCUGCCCUGUAGAUAAGGAGGUUAUCAAAUCUCAGGAGGUGUUUAAAGACAAUUGUUGUAAAAGGGAAGUCCUCAAUUUAUAUGUAUAUUGCAAAAAUGCUCCUGGAUGUAAUGCCAAGAUUAUUCUGGGACGAUACCAGGACCACCUGCAGCAGUGUUUAUUCCAAGCUGUGCACUGUUCUAAUGAGAACUGUCAGGAACCAGUCCUUCGGAAAGACCUGAAUGAGCAUUUGAGUGCAUACUGCCAGUUUCGAGAGGAAAAAUGCCUUUAUUGCAAAAAGGAGGUGGUAGCAAUCAAUCUAAAGAAUCAUGAGGAAAACUUGUGUCCUGAGUACCCGGUAUCUUGUCCCAACAAGUGUUUGCAGAUUAUUCCAAGAACUGAGGUGGGUGAGCACCUUGCUGUGUGUCCUGAAGCCGAACAAGACUGUCCUUUUAAGCAUUACGGCUGCACUGUAAAGGAGAAACGGGGGAACCUGCAAGAUCACGAGCAUUCAGCCUUACGGGACCACAUGCUUCUGGUUUUAGAAAAGAACAUCCAAUUAGAAGAACAGAUUUCGGACUUAUAUAAGAGCCUAGAACAGAAAGAAAGUAAAAUCCAGCAGCUAGCAGAAACUGUAAAGAAAUUUGAAAAGGACUUCAAGCAAUUUUCACAGCUGUUUGGCAAAAAUGGAAGCUUCCUCUCAAACAUCCAGGUUCUUGCCAGUCACAUUGACAAGUCAGCUUGGCUAGAAGCUCAAGUGCGUCAGUUAUUACAAAUGGCUAACCAGCAACAAAAUAAAUUUGAUCUGAGGCCUCUGGUGGAAGCGAUUGAUACAGUGAAACAAAAAAUUACCCUGCUGGAAACCAAUGAUCAAAGAUUAGUUGUUUUGGAAGGGGAGACUAACAAACAUGAUGCCCACAUCCACCUUCAUAAAGCACAGCUGAAUAAAAACGAAGAGCGAUUUAAACUGCUCGAAGGUGCCUGCUACAAUGGCAAGCUCAUCUGGAAGGUGACAGACUACAGGAUGAAGAAGAGGGAGGCGCUGGACGGGCACACAGUGUCCAUCUUCAGCCAGCCCUUCUACACCAGCCGGUGUGGCUACCGCCUCUGUGCUAGAGCGUACCUGAAUGGGGACGGGUCUGGGAAGGGGACACACCUGUCACUGUACUUCGUGGUGAUGCGAGGGGAGUUUGACUCCUUGCUGCAGUGGCCGUUCAGACAGAGGGUGACCCUAAUGCUUUUGGACCAGAGUGGCAAAAAGAACCACAUUAUGGAGACCUUCAAGGCUGACCCCAACAGCAGCAGCUUUAAAAGACCCGAUGGGGAGAUGAACAUAGCCUCUGGCUGUCCCCGCUUCGUGGCUCAUUCCACAUUGGAGAAUGCCAAGAACACCUACAUUAAAGAUGACACCCUGUUCCUGAAAGUGGCUGUGGACUUAACUGACCUGGAGGAUCUCUAGUCACUGUUUCUGGGGUGAUAGAAGGACUUCUUGGAUUCAGAACCAUAGAGGAGGACAGUUUUGAUUAUCAUAUUGACUGAAUUUAGACUCAGUGCACAUUUGUAUUUGGCUUUUUGCCUUUAAAGUUUGAAGUCAGUGUAGAACUCUCAAGUGCUGUCUUCUUUUUACUUGUUACUCUGUCUUAGUUUAAAACUUUAAACUUAGGAUAUCAGCUUGUUAUUUAUAUUUUUAUAUCUCUUAGAAGUUGUUAAGUUUCUUAAGAGACAGGUCUGGGGCAUCUCUCUUUUAUUGGUGCUUAGCAUGGGGUCUCAGGGUAGGCAGUCUACAGUGUAAAAUGUGACAGAGGACACAGAAAUAGAAUUCCCAAUUGAAAAUGCUUUCGUAUUUUCCGAUUUGCCCACUGAUUCUAAACCUGAUCACAAGCCUGUAAAAGCCAUCUUUUCGUGUAUACUUUUCCAGUUAAGUAGAUGGGUGGUGUGCCUAUAAAGACAGUAUGCCUAGUUUGAACUACACUUUUUUUGGUCAAAUUCGAAAUUUAUGGAAAUUAGUGCACCUCAGAAUUUUUCAUGAGAUUCACUAAUAGCAAGCACAAUUUUGCAAAGCUGCAUAAGAACUGGUGAAUAGAGUAAGCAUUUUUAUCCUUUUGAAGUUUAGAUUUUAUUAGAUUCAACCAUGUAAAAAAACUUUUCAUAGGUCAAAAAUAGUUGAAUAUUAGCAGUUUCAUACAGUUUAACUUAAUAUAUAUACACACACACACACACACACACAAAUAGCUUAUAGGUAUUUGGUUAUAAUAAAUUAAUGUGAAGAUGGGCAGAAUCUAGUAUAUGAUGAAGAAAUGUCAUAAGUGGAUAAGAGGAAUUUAAAACUUAGGGGAAGAGUACCAUUAUCAUUUCCUAUGAGUGUCAAAAGUACUCUGACCAAAAACUGAAUGCUAAAGUCAGUAUCUCCUAGUCUUCUUGAGAAAGCUUUUAAGUUCAUAAACUGGUAUAAGAAUGGGCAUUUACAUAGACUUGUGACUUUUCUCGUCAAAGUCCUGAGUACUUUGUGAAGAAUACAAAUGAUUAUGUGCUUAUGCAUCUGUCUGUGUGGGCCUUGUGUGUACAAACUGAAAUAAGUCCUUCAGACUCUUGAUAAGCCUGCGCUUAACAAAAAAUACCCAGUUUUCCUCAGUCCUAAUUCAUUCUUAUGCAGCUGAGCAUUACACUCAGGCUGGCUCAUUUGAGUGUGGGAGGACAGGUGCUAAGGGUGGAGGGCCACUGAGGGCAGCUCCCUUGGGUGGUGACCAUGCACUUUACAACUUUUUGUACAGUUAACUUGAUAGAGGAAGCAUGAUUUAUACCAGUGACUUCUGGAAUAAUUAGAGCUUUAUUAAUCUGUGAAAUUUUCAAGAUGCUAAAGACUCAUACUGCAGAAAUCAUCCCAAAGGGACCAAUUCCAAGAAAGAAGUUAACAACAGACAUGUACUGAAGAACUACAUUGUAGCUGCUGGUGAACUUUGGUAGGUGGAUGGUCGACACAUCGCCUCAGACAGACUCAGGAAGCCUUUCUCUAGACCACACAGCCAGACCCAGGUAGUUCUGUGUGUGCACUUUCAAUGUUUCUCAUCAAAUCCAAGGUCACCCAUGUAACUCCUUGGGAGCUGAAAGUCCUAUUGUAAAUAGUUUUAAGUAGUUGAUGUGAACAACAUUUUAAGAUGAAUCUGGUUUUGUGUUUUAACCAACUUCUCUACAUAAAAAGUGUAAGUCGUGG
This is a messenger RNA of Manis javanica (Malayan pangolin), 3617 nucleotides long. It is a transcript of the gene TRAF5, whose product is annotated as TNF receptor associated factor 5. Gene Ontology annotation, cellular component: cytoplasmic side of plasma membrane; plasma membrane signaling receptor complex. The record is from RefSeq and is a predicted model, not a curated record. Gene Ontology annotation, biological process: regulation of apoptotic process; signal transduction; positive regulation of canonical NF-kappaB signal transduction. Lineage: Eukaryota; Metazoa; Chordata; Mammalia; Pholidota; Manidae. Gene Ontology annotation, molecular function: thioesterase binding; zinc ion binding; tumor necrosis factor receptor binding.